Nelumbo nucifera (sacred lotus) is the source of this 1907-nucleotide messenger RNA. Its product is annotated as RHOMBOID-like protein 1. Gene Ontology annotation, molecular function: serine-type endopeptidase activity. Gene Ontology annotation, biological process: proteolysis. The record is from RefSeq and is a predicted model, not a curated record. NCBI's taxonomy places the organism in Eukaryota, Viridiplantae, Streptophyta, Magnoliopsida, Proteales, Nelumbonaceae. Gene Ontology annotation, cellular component: membrane.
CUUCAUUUCCGUCACGCCCGCAAUCGAGUCCGGAGCUUCUGGUAACAAAACAACGCUACCCAUGUCACAAUUUUGUACCAUCAGUCUUGAUUGUUCCACGAAUACAAACAAACAAACAUGCACUUCUACUUGAAAACACUGUGUUGAGACAGGUGGUUUAAAAAUGUGAUGUGCCCAGCGUUGAUUGUUACCAGCAGAUCCAGACUCCCCGCAACCCAAUCAAUUCUCCCUUUUGUAAGCAAAAACCGUGGAGGAUGGAUCAGAGAGAGAAGAGAGAGAGAGAGAGGAUAUGUUGAUAAUUGGGAACAGGGCAAAGAAGCAGUCGAAAUGUAACCAUUCACUUUGGGACGAAGAAAGAAAAGAGAGAGGAGAACAAACAACAACGAGACAGCAGCUUCAGCCCUGUCCCCAUGACUGAUCUUCCUUGCUUCCACAUUCAUCCAAGUCUAGAAACUCUUUUACAGCUACACAACCGAAACCUUGAAUCCACCCUCAGAAUCUUGGUUUUCUUCUGCCCAUCAAAUUCUGUUUCUUCCUUCGUUGCGCAAAGAAGCUUCCAGCUCACAUUUUAAAUUGUCUGCUGGUUGCAAACGCAUUUGCCUUUGUUUGAUUCUCUUUUUAUCCUCGUCCGUUGGGGGUGAUGGGGAGGGAUGCUCCCUCGGACAUUGAAAGUAAGGCGCAACCCAGACGAUGCGAUAGGCCGAUGACAUCCUCAGUGCUUCCGUAUUCUAACAGAGAGUUUCGGCCUUUUCGGAAAUGGUUCCCUUGGUUGAUACCUUCGUUUGUUGUUGUAAAUGUUGUUGUGUUUGUGAUCACCAUGGGCAUUAACAAUUGCCCCAAGAACUCUGUCUCUUGUUUAGCUCCGUUCCUGGGAAGAUUCUCUUUUCAGCCCUUCAAGGAGAAUCCACUUUUGGGUCCUUCUUCAUCCACGCUACAGAAGAUGGGGGCUCUAGACGUGAGUAAAGUGGUCCAUGAACACCAGGCAUGGCGCCUUAUUACUUGCAUUUGGCUACAUGCUGGGGUUUUCCAUAUUCUUGCCAAUAUGUUGAGCCUUUUGUUUAUUGGAAUUCGGCUUGAGCAGGAAUUUGGAUUCGUGCGAAUUGGCUUGCUCUAUUUGAUUUCUGGGUUUGGUGGGAGUUUGUUGUCAGCUCUGUUUAUCCAAUCCAGCAUCUCUGUUGGUGCUUCUGGUGCACUUUUUGGAUUACUAGGAAGCAUGCUUUCAGAACUCAUCACAAAUUGGACAAUAUAUGUAAAUAAGUUUGCGGCAUUGUUAACCCUCAUCUUCAUUAUCAUAGCCAAUUUGGCAGUAGGAAUCCUCCCACAUGUGGACAACUUUGCCCAUAUUGGAGGAUUUUCUUCAGGUUUUCUUCUUGGAUUUGUGUUCCUGAUUCGACCUCAAUUUGGAUGGGCUAGCCAAAGAAGUAAUCCUCAAUAUUCUGCACCUUCAAUAAAACCUAAGCAUAAGAUAUAUCAGUAUGUACUGUGGAUCCUUUCUCUGAUCCUUCUAUUUGUUGGUUUCACUGUUGGCUUGGUUAUGCUUUUACGAGGGAUGAAUGUUAAUGACCACUGUUCCUGGUGCCAUUAUUUGACAUGCGUCCCUACUUCAAAAUGGAGCUGCAAGUCCGGGCAAAUGUACUGCAUGUCAAGACAAAACGGAGGACGGCUAAAUUUGACAUGCCAAAGCAACGGGAAAAGCCAAACUUAUCAACUUUUGAACCCAUCUGACUCGCAGAUCAGUACUCUAUGUGCUGAACUUUGUUCUUGACAUACACAUGCAUACAGUUGGUUUAAAGAGGCUAUGAGAAGGUUGGGGCUCGUUCUUUCAGGCUUUUACACGUAAAUGAUUCAUAUGUGCAAUAUUGUUAUUGUAUAUAUAUUCAGUGAAUAAAUACUCUUUCUUUCUGAGC